CCAAAUUAUUUUAUUUUAAUAAAAUGCAUACAUUACGCCUAUUAUGGGCAGCUAAGACUGAAGAAGAGUGGAAUAGGCGUAAUAAAAGAAAAUUAUGCAGAAAAAAUCAAUAUGAAGAAAUUCCGGACAAUAAUUUUAUAGAUGCAUUUCGUUUGGAUAAAGAAACUUUUAGUCUGCUUUGUAAUGACUUACGUGCCCAUACCUCAUUGCGGGGAACUAAACAUAUUUCGCUCGAGACUAAGGUUCUUUGCACAUUGAGCUUUUUGGCAACAGGAUCUUACCAGCGAAUCGUUGGGGUAACACAAUUUCUACCCCAACGAACUGCAAGUCGCUGUAUAAGGGAAGUCGUAGAAGCGCUCAACAGCGACUACAUGUUAAAUGGCAUACGAUUUCCUCAAACGCAACAAGAACGGCAGGCCCUGAGACAAGAGUUCCAAAGAAGAUUUAAUUUGCCGGGUGUUGUAGGCUGCAUAGAUUGUACGCACGUGGCCAUUGUAAAGCCAGCCAGGGACGAGCACUUAUUUUUUAAUAGGAAAGGAUAUCAUUCCCUUAAUGUGCAAAUGAUUUGUGAUCACAAUCUUAAAAUACUAAAUGUGAAUGCCAAGUAUGGUGGAGCCACGCAUGACUCAUUUAUAUGGGCUUCCAGCCAAGUGGAGCCUUUCAUGCGUGAGCUUCACCGACGUGGGGAGCAAACGUGGCUUUUAGGUGAUUCAGGAUACCCGCAAAGAGCGUGGCUAAUGACGCCCGUUUUGAAUGCCGCUGCUGGAUCACAAGAAGAUAUUUAUACCACGCGACACAUACAAGCCAGAAACUGCAUUGAGCGUUGUUUUGGUGUGUUAAAAGGACGUUGGCGAUGUUUGCUGAACCACCGCACACUCCAUUAUGAUCCACAUGUUGCCAGUAAAAUUGUUACUGCGUGUUGUGUAUUACACAAUCUCACGGUACACGCUCGUCUUCCACCACCUGCUGACGUAACUGAGCAUCAUGGUGAUGAUGAUGGAGUGUCGGUGGACGUUCAGAUUGCCCAUAAUUCGCAAACGGACAUUAUACAUGGCCGAGCAACGCUCAAUGCAUUAAUAAGCAGGCUUUAAUAUGUAUAAAUUUAGCUUUUUUGUUUUACCUCCCAAAACCGAUGGACUACUACACCUAUAAGCCAAGAUCUACAGUAGAUACAACAUGAAAAGUUGAUCCCACUACGUAAAGAAGAUAUUAAUAGAGGAGAAAAAAAACUAUAGUUUCCACUUCCCUCGGUCAAAACAUUGACACCAUGGUGAAUCAAUAAGUGUAAAGAACAAUUUGCUUGAGGUAUGGGCACCUCACAAAGCAGACUAAAAGUCUGUUUAUCUAAACGAAAUGUAUCUAUAAAAUUAUUGUCCGGAAUUUCUUCAAUUUUAUGUUUUCUGUAUGCCUAUAUUCCUUAUUUUACGCCUAUUGGUUUUGUUUAGUUUUAA
Messenger RNA from Spodoptera litura, 1451 nucleotides. Lineage: Eukaryota; Metazoa; Arthropoda; Insecta; Lepidoptera; Noctuidae. The record is from RefSeq and is a predicted model, not a curated record.